This is a messenger RNA of Emiliania huxleyi CCMP1516, 879 nucleotides long. RefSeq lists its product as hypothetical. NCBI's taxonomy places the organism in Eukaryota, Haptophyta, Isochrysidales, Noelaerhabdaceae. Bases 1 to 879 code for a protein of 292 amino acids. The record is from RefSeq and is a predicted model, not a curated record. The transcript is spliced from 2 exons.
AUGUCGGAGCGUGCGCGGCACACGGGAGACGGGGUGGCGCGGCGAAAGGCGCACCAGGAGCGGCAGCGCGACGAGCGCGAGCAGCGGGAGGAGGCCGACAGGGCGGCGGGGACCGUCCUGCCGCCCGAAGAGGGCCGGCGUCGAGUUGGCAGCGGGUCGAUGCGAGAGGCGUCGGACUCGGAGUGGGAGCUCAUAGACGUCGGGGGCGAGACUGAGUACUGGGACACGCGAGUGGGGGGCGAUGAGAACUACCUGGGCGAGGGCGCCUUCCGGGUGGAGGCGGUGCGGGGCGAGCGGCGCGGCCAGUCCGGCGCUGUCGAGUACGAGAUCAAAUGGGAGGGCUACGCGUCGGACGAGAACACCUGGGAAGAGGCGGAGGACGUGUCUGCCGAUCUCGUCGCGGAGUGGCACCGGGAGCGAGCGGCAGCGGCAGCGCGAGGCGACAUGCAGGUGGAGGCCGGCGGAGCGGGGGAGGGUGGCGCGAGCUCCGGUGGCGUGGGCACAGCGGGUGAGAACACCACCGGAGCCGCGCGCCCAGGCUGCAGCAGGGUGCUGCGCAGCGCGUUGGCGGACGCAUUGGCGGAGGAGUGGGGAGAGGAGGAGGCCCUGUUGGGCGACGUCGAGGUGCCGCUCCUCUCGCCGCACGGGCCCGACCUUUCGAAGCAUCUGCGACACCUGCGCCGGCUGCUACGCGAGUUCCUUGCGGAGGAGGCGAAGGAGGGGACGGGCGUGCCGAUGCAGUGCACCCCGACGGGCCAGCAUCCGACCAUGCGCUGGACGAUCAAGUUCGGGCGAUGGCUGGCCACCACGCGGCUGCGUGUGUGUAUAUCAAGAACGCUUUUGUGUGCGCGUUGUGUGAGUGUGUAUGUGUGCCUUUAG